Populus trichocarpa (black cottonwood) is the source of this 5324-nucleotide messenger RNA. Its product is annotated as pentatricopeptide repeat-containing protein At4g21300. Gene Ontology annotation, biological process: RNA modification. The record is from RefSeq and is a predicted model, not a curated record. The transcript has 3 exons. NCBI's taxonomy places the organism in Eukaryota, Viridiplantae, Streptophyta, Magnoliopsida, Malpighiales, Salicaceae. Bases 93 to 2618 code for a protein of 841 amino acids. Gene Ontology annotation, molecular function: protein binding; RNA binding.
ACCCAAAAAUACCCCUCAAUCAUGACCGUUUAAACCCUGCAUAAUAACUCAUUAACCUCGUACCAGAAGGCCAAGAAACCGAAACACUGAGGAUGUCCUACACAAAACUACCUUCAAUACACAGACAUUUCACAAAUACUUGGCUAAAGUCGAAGUCUUUACACACAAACUUCAAAAAAGGCUUUAAAGAUCCAAUCUUUUUAAGCACCGAACACUCUUUAGCCACCCAACUUGAAUCAAUCUUGCAAAAACCAAGUACAAAACUUGAACAAGCAAAACAACUACAUGCCCAAUUCGUUGUUAGUGGAAUAAACAUCACCAACAAUGGCUUGUUGGGUGGGAAAAUGUUGGGUAUGUAUGUGCUAUGUAAUAGUUUCGUGGAUGCUAAGAAGCUUUUUUAUCAGCUUGAGUUUUAUUAUGCCAUGCCUUGGAAUUGGAUGAUUAGAGGGUUAGUGAAAUUGGGUUGUUUUGAUUUUGCUUUAUUGUUUUAUUUCAAAAUGUUGGGUUGUGGUGUGUUUCCUGAUAAGUAUACUUUCCCUCCUGUGAUUAAGUGUUGCACUGGUUUGAAUAAUGUGAGAUUAGGGAAGGUGAUUCAAGAUAUGAUUUUGGAGAUGGGUUUUGAUUUGGAUAUGUUUGUUGCUAGUUCUUUGAUCAAGUUGUAUGCCGAUAAUGGCUGUAUAGAGGAUGCUAGGCGCUUUUUUGAUAAAAUGAUUGAUAAAGAUUGUGUUUUGUGGAAUGUGAUGAUUAACGGUUAUGUACAGUGUGGGGAGUCUGAUAGUGCUAUUAAGUUGUUUAAGGAUAUGAUGAGCUCUGAAGCUAAGCCUGAUUCCGUGACGUUUGCUUGUGUUCUUUCUAUCUCUUGUUCUGAGGCAAUGGUUGAGUAUGGUAGACAGCUUCACGGGCUUGUUGUUCGUAGCGGGUUAGAUUUUGUUCCUCUGGUGGGGAAUACACUAGUGACUGUGUAUUCAAAAGGCAGGCAAUUGGGCGAUGCACGUAAAUUAUUUGAUAUGAUGCCUCAGAUUGAUUUGGUGGUUUGGAAUAGGAUGAUUGGUGGGUAUGUACAAAAUGGGUUUAUGGAUGAUGCUUCGAUGUUGUUUAAUGAGAUGAUAUCUGCCGGUAUUAAACCAGACUCCAUCACUUUUACUAGUUUCCUCCCAUCACUUGCUGAGUCAUCGAGUCUCAAGCAAAUUAAGGAAAUUCAUGGUUAUAUAGUGAGGCAUGGUGUGAUUUUGGAUGUGUACUUGAACAGUGCUCUUAUUGACUUGUACUUUAAAUGCAGGGAUGCCGUGAUGGCAUGCAAGAUGUUUAAUCUAAGCACAAAAUUUGAUAUUGUUAUUUAUACGGCUAUGAUUUCAGGCUAUGUGCUUAAUGGUAUGAAUAAGGAUGCUUUAGAAAUCUUUAGGUGGUUACUUCAAAAGAAAAUGAUUCCAAAUGCUUUAACAUUUUCAAGUAUUUUGCCAGCAUGUGCUGGUUUGGCUGCUAUAAAAUUGGGGAGAGAAUUGCAUGGUUACAUCAUCAAGAAUGAGUUAGAAGAGAAAUGUCCCGUGGGAAGUGCAAUUAUGAACAUGUAUGCAAAAUGCGGAAGAUUGGAUCUUGCACACCUAAUUUUUGGAAGAAUUUCCAUAAAGGAUGCUAUUUGUUGGAACUCUAUAAUCACAAGUUUUUCCCAGGAUGGAAAACCAGAGGAGGCCAUUUAUCUUUUCCGUCAAAUGGGGAUGGAAGGAGUGAAGUAUGAUUGCGUGACUGUUUCAGCUGCUCUCUCUGCUUGUGCAAACAUUCCAGCGCUUCAUUAUGGGAAAGAGAUUCAUGGUUUCAUGAUUAAAGGUGCAUUUGAGUCUGACCUUUUUGAUAUGAGUGCACUGAUAAACAUGUAUGCCAAAUGUGGGAAACUAAAUAUUGCUCGCCUGGUGUUCAACUUGAUGCAAGAGAAGAAUGAAGUUGCAUGGAAUAGCAUCAUUGCUGCUUAUGGGUACCAUGGUUACCUUGCGGACUCUCUUGCUCUGUUUCAUAAUAUGUUGGAAGAAGGAAUUCAGCCAGAUCAUAUCACCUUUCUCACUAUAUUAUCUUCUUGCGGCCAUGCUGGACAGGUCGAGGAUGGAGUUCGCUACUUCCGCUGCAUGACUGAGGAAUAUGGUAUCCCAGCUCAAAUGGAGCAUUAUGCUUGCAUGGCAGAUUUGUUUGGCCGGGCAGGCCAUUUGGAUGAAGCGUUUGAAGUCAUAACAAGCAUGCCAUUUCCACCUGCUGCCAGUGUUUGGGGCACAUUGCUGGGAGCCUGUCGAGUCCAUGGCAAUGUUGAACUUGCUGAAGUGGCUUCAAGAUAUCUACUUGACUUGGAACCAAAAAAUUCUGGUUACUAUUUAUUGCUUACUCAUGUACUCGCUGAUGCUGGAAAAUGGAGGAGUGUGCAUAAGAUACAACAUUUGAUGAAAGAAAGAGGAGUCCAGAAAGUUCCUGGAUGCAGUUGGAUUGAGGUCAACAACACCACUUGUGUGUUUUUUGCAGCAGAUGGAAGUCACCCGGAAUCUCCUCAGAUCUAUUCUUUGCUGAAGAGUCUCCUCCUAGAGUUAAGAAAAGUUGGUUAUGUUCCUCAAGCUGUAGCUUGUUUUGGAAAUGAUUGAAUCUUGAGAAUUGGACAUGGCACAAGAAAUUUUAAGAUAAAUGCAGGAAAUGGAGUGAUGAAACAGAUGCGAUCAUGAAAGAUAUUUGUGGCUCGAGCAUCCUCUCUGUCUCAUCUGAUUUUGAUCCAAACGAGUUGGCUUAUUCAGGAUGGGCUUCCUCUUGGGACACAUUUCCCCUUAUUUCUAGCAAUGGCUGUUAUGAAACAAGAUAUAGAUGACAUGUCUUGAACAAUUCUCGCACUCAACAUUAAGUUUUCUGUUGGAAUGUAGUUGGAUGGGACAGGUUGGUUUGGUUUCUGAUUUUUCCAUGCUACCAGUUUUAAUUUAUGACGAAACAUUCUCUUGCUGAGGAAACCUUAUUGGCGGCUCCCUGUUGAUCAUUGCCAUAUUCUUUUUCAGUGAGUUGCUCUCUGCUCACUCUUUCUUUUUCUGUCUAGCUCUCGCUUGCUUACUUAGUAAUCCCCAUGUCAAUUUUAGUGUCUUGUCCUUGUAAGUUGUAACACCUUGAUUAUCCCCAUCCAAAUUUCACGGGACUGUGAACUUUCACUACUGUUUUAUUUGAACAGAUAUUAGAGCUCAUUAUCAACUAGAUCAGCAGUUUGGUGAUAACUCCUUUGAUCGAAAACAGGAUGAGUCCAGGUUACCAAAGAUUUAUCCAGAGCAAUUGGUACUCCACAGCCACGGUGAACACUAUGCUAAGUUUGGCGUCCUACUUGAAUUUGGAACUGAGGUUAGGAUGAUCAAUAGCAUAGAUAUUAGAAGUCUGUUGAUAUACACAGAACUUUUGUAGUUGAUUUUGACGUCAUUGCUUUGGUGUGCAACAUAUAGAAGACUGCACAUGGAGAGAACGAUGAUGGUAGUUAAAAAUAUCAACGUGUCUAUUACUCCUCGACUUCAAGAAUGGUAUUUGCCAAAAAUUCUGUUUUAGAACUCUUAAGUGAGGGACCAAUCUUGCAAUGCCUAGAGUGGCAAAGAAAACAAAAGGGCACAGUAAGCAACACAAAUACCUCAAUAAUCAAGUAAACUCCUUACAAGAAUGCCCUAUUCCUGUAUGUUCUUGUUGAUAAAUUCUCAUGCUCUUCUGUAGCCAGAAAAAAAUCUAUAGACUAACAAAGAUAAUUAGCAAAUGUCACAAAUCACACACCCAGGUCUGGUUUAUAUUCGGCAGUUUGAUGAUUACCAUCUUGGUUCAUAGGCAGUUCUCAAGGAUAAGAACUUACUAAUAGAAACAUGACCAUAUCCUGAACUGGUAUUGAGACUAAAGUCCGUGGUGUACUUUAUUCUCUCCGUGACAUUCCUUGCCAUUCUGAAUUGAACUUGUGAAUUGUUUGUCCUUGAUAUAUUCAUUAUGUAUAUGACAAAGAUGCAUGAUGUCUGCAAAAAUUCUUUUCGUAUCUGAUGAGCAGUGGUACUCCGUAGUUGAUACAAAGACAUCCGGGGAUCAACAAUUCCCUUUAUUGCUAUAUAGCAUACAAAGUUGCAAUAAAAGAUAAGUAUUGCUAUUCUAAUCCCACCAUGCUUUGCUGCUUAAAGUGAGGACCAGAUCCUCUUUCUCUGAUUAUUUUAAGAACUAGGCCCCAUCUUUCAUGGACAUAAUCUCCAAAUCUUACCAGCAUAAUUUGCACCUUUCUGUCUUAAUUUGAUUCUGAUCUGGAGCAUAUAUUUUAAUGAACCAGCUGUCUGUGAUAGCAUUCUAGAUUUUUUUUCCACAGGUGAGCCACACAGUGCGGCCGCGCUCACAUACAAUUCAGGUAAGAAAACAUAUCCAUCUACAGGAGCCAACCCUUACUGCAUAGGAAUUUUGGGCAUUAAAGCAAAUCUGCUGAGGUGAAGUUGGUACCUAAAAGAUCUUUCCAGGUCUAUCUUGUUUGUUUCAGGGUGGACAGUGUCUUAUUCCUUAAAAGAGUGCAUUUCCUUUUUUGUAUCUCUCUGUGUUUCAUGACCGAUGAUGGAAGUCAAGCUGUGUCUUUCUUGGCAGGACUGUUGUAAAUUCUAAGGGAGUUGGGAGUUCCUUGCAAUUCUUCUUUUCAUUGAAGAGAUUCUAUGGCUAGAAUUAAAUUCACAUCAUUGAAGCAAGCUUUGAAGAUUCAUCUGACCUGACAUGGAAAUUUGUAAAACACAAGAUUAUGUUAUUUGCAACAUGAUUUUAUCAAAUUACAUCACAUUUGCAUAUUAUACCAGCUCAUGUAGGGCCUAAUGUGUGCAACAGAUGUCAUCCAUAUAAGAUGCUAAUAUCUGUAAUCCUCUAAAUAAAUUCAUGAGAUAACAAUCAGUUGGAUGGUAUAAAAUAAUGCAGAAAAUAUACCACUACAGAGUAAUGAUUAAAGUUGGGGGAUAUGAAUUGAAGGAAAUAAUGUGCUCAACUGCCCAUCUAAAGCAGAAACCUCUACCCACCGCUACUUUGCUAAAGAGAGGGAAGUUGUCAACGUGAAGACUUGGUCUUCCCAAUAGAGGAUUUGUGGAUAUGAAAAGGUGUCUUGGAUACAAAAGACUUCCCAUAGAAGAGCAGACAUACAUAUCUUUGGAUUUUUCUUCAAACAUUGCAAAAAGAGAUGGGAAAGAGAGUUUCACAAGCAAAGGAAACUGAAACAGGAGCAGAAAAGGGGGACUUGGUCAAGAAGAAUCUUAGGGUUUAACUGAAUAUGGCCCGUUUUUCUUUGUAAACAGAAGAUUGUUUAAUACUAAUUAUCUUAUUUAAUCUUCCAA